Messenger RNA from Raphanus sativus (radish), 1707 nucleotides. Its product is annotated as cyclin-D3-1-like. NCBI's taxonomy places the organism in Eukaryota, Viridiplantae, Streptophyta, Magnoliopsida, Brassicales, Brassicaceae. The coding region runs from base 290 to 1408 and encodes 372 amino acids. The record is from RefSeq and is a predicted model, not a curated record. Gene Ontology annotation, cellular component: cyclin-dependent protein kinase holoenzyme complex; cytoplasm; nucleus. Gene Ontology annotation, molecular function: cyclin-dependent protein serine/threonine kinase regulator activity. Gene Ontology annotation, biological process: regulation of cyclin-dependent protein serine/threonine kinase activity; mitotic cell cycle phase transition. The transcript has 4 exons.
GUGAAAAAGACAAAUGUGAAAAACCAUAUCGCCUUCUCUCAAUAAAUCAGUCUUCUUCUUUUCCCUCUCCUUCCCACUGCCAGCUUUUCUCUCUCUCUAGUCUCUCUUUUGUAGCUCACUCUACAGCUAAUCUCUGCACUUUUCCGUAGAGAGGAAGAUGAGAUUUUCUCUCUAUCAUCUUAUCCUAAUGCCCUGAGCCAGCCCAAUAAAACCAAAGAGAAACAUCACCACCACUAUAGAAGGUAGGAGAAGAUCUUUUCUUCUCUCAUUCGUGUGUCUACUUCCAACAAUGGCGAUACCGAAGGAGGAAGAAGGUAGAGAAGAGCAUAGCACUUCGUUUCUUCUCGAUGCUCUCUACUGCGAAGAAGAGAAAUGGGAAGACGAAGAAGAAGAAGAAGAAGAAGUAGUUGAAGAAAACUCUUUCUAUUCUUCUUCUACUUCUACUACUUCUCCGUUCGUUCUUCUAGAGCAAGAUUUGUACUGGAAAGAUGAAGAUCUGGUCACUCUCUUCGCCAAAGAAGAAGAACAAGCGCUCAGCUGUCUCGAUGAUGUUUAUCUCGCCACGGAUCGAGAAGAAGCCGUGGGUUGGAUUCUGAGAGUCAACGCUCAUUAUGGGUUCUCUACCUUGGCAGCUGUUUUAGCCAUAACUUAUCUCGACAAGUUCGUCUGUAGCUACAGCUUACAGAGAGACAAACCAUGGAUGCUUCAGCUCGUCUCUGUUGCGUGCCUCUCUCUAGCAGCUAAAGUCGAAGAAACCCAUGUCCCUCUUCUUCUUGACUUUCAAGUGGAGGAGACAAAGUAUGUGUUCGAGGCAAAAACCAUACAGAGAAUGGAGUUGCUGAUUCUCUCUACUCUCCAAUGGAAGAUGCAUCUCAUCACCCCAAUUUCGUUUCUAGACCACAUCAUCAGGAGACUGGGGCUUAAGAACAAUGCUCACUGGGAUUUCCUCAACAGAUGCAACCGUCUCAUCCUCUCCCUAAUCUCCGAUUCAAGAUUUGUCGGGUACCGCCCAUCAGUUGUUGCCGCAGCCACCAUGAUGCGAAUCAUAGACCAAGUUGAGCCCUUUGACCCUCUUUCACACCAAACUAACCUCCUCAACGUCCUUAACUUAACCAAGGAAAAGGUGGAAACUUGCUACAAUCUCAUCCUCCAGGAUCGUAUCGGUUUACAGAUUGAAACCCGGAAACGCAAGAGUCGCGGCUCACCGUCCUUGAGCUCCCCGAGCUGCGUGAUCGAUUCAAACCCUUUCAACAGCGACGAAAGCUCAAAUGAUUCGUGGUUAACGAGUUCGUACACUUCUCCGUCGUCGUCGUCGUCGCCGGAGCAACAACAACAACCUCCGGUGAAGAAGACGAAGAAGGAGAAACCGAUUUUGCAUCUGCCAUGGGCAAUCGUAGCCACUCCGUGAUCGGAGCUUACUGUUUUAAAAUAUUAUUACAGUCUUUUAAACUCGAGAACAAUCUUGUAUUAAGCUCCUCGUUGCAUAUACGAAAUGACGUGAAUGCCCUCACCUUCACGGCUCGACAGAGCGUGUAUGUGGAGGGUGUUUAUGACAUUUGACUGCAUGGGAUGCAAUGAAGAGAAUAGAAAUAACCCGAGACUUUUGCAAGUUUUAGGGCUUAAUAAUGUGUUUAAAAUUAUUAGUAAAGUAAUAUUUUUUUAUUAUGUUUUGCAGUAAAAUAAUUAUAGAUGUUAUUUCUCCUCCUA